Messenger RNA from Metarhizium robertsii ARSEF 23, 576 nucleotides. Its product is annotated as Protein kinase-like protein. The coding region runs from base 1 to 576 and encodes 191 amino acids. The record is from RefSeq and is a predicted model, not a curated record. The transcript has a single exon. Lineage: Eukaryota; Fungi; Ascomycota; Sordariomycetes; Hypocreales; Clavicipitaceae.
AUGCCCAAUGUCUUUCUUCUUCACGUCAUCCUGUCCAGGACAGAUCAACGAAUUAGCGUGGCUGUUGGCCUCCUCCCACCGCUAUUGCGCGGCUGGUUCGAGAGCUGCUUUCCUGAAUGGAGUUUACCAAACCGCCUCGUGCUAAAGGCGUGCAAGGACGGAUGGGAUCAAGAGUUCCUAAUUGAGAAAUCAGCGUACGCAACAUGGAAGAGCCUUCAAGGAAUAAGGAUUCCCGGGUAUUUUGGCGAGUUAACGUACAGAGGUAUCAAAGCCAUUCUUCUUUCAGACAUUGGGGGUACUCGUGUCGGCGAGCCUGCCGGGGCCCUUCUGGACAAGGAAGAAUUCCGUCGAUUGAUAAAGGACACAUUAAGCGACCUGGCUCAAUUUGGCGCCUUGCCUGAUGACACUAGAUUAGAAAACUUCCAUAUUGUUGGCGAUAAGAUCAUGGCUGUCGAUUUUGAGAUGGUCGAUGAGGUCGCUUCUGCCAGUCAAAUACAAGAUUUGACUGAUUGGCUAGCUGAACUCUAUGGCAACCGCCAGCAAGAUUUAUUGAACUCUGGGAAAAUGGACGAGUAG